AUAUGUAACAAAACCCAUCUCCAUCGGUGCAUUUGAACAAACAUUAUAGCGCGCUUGCGUAUGCGCGCGCACUCACAGACGUCGAAGUCAACGCGCGUUAAACACACAGUACUUAUCGUAACGGUGGUUCGACGCGUACAUCAUAUUAAUAUCAUAAUAGUAUUAUUAGCAUUAUCAUCUUAUUAUUAUAACACCAUAAAACGGCCAAAACUGUUAUUAUAUUAAAAUAAUUACCUCGCGCGAUUGAAUAAUACCAUGCUGGUACCCGGUGAAUUCCCUACGUUUACCCGCGGGUCACCGACUCCGUCAUCGCCGUAGUCGUUCGAGCGAUGACGACCCUGAACACCCGUCACGUGACCCAGCCGUUAGCCGACAUAUCGGAUUCGACGCGACGAUGACCGCGACCAGAUACUUUACCGUGGACUCGGUGGUCCAACAGGUACAGCCGGCAGCCUCCACCGCGACCACCGUAACCCCUACAACGACCGCGAACCCCGACACCGUGAUUCCGAGCCUCGGACGCGAUGGUAUCGUGGAGGUCGUGGCUGAUUAUAAUCGCGAUCGUGAUCAAACCACCACUACAUCAUCUCCGCUCCAGCCCACCGCAGACCUCCGACCGGCGUCCGUUCCUCGCCUACCUGUGUUGACUACAACGACGACAACGACGGCUGCGAUGAUAACAACAAACUCACCGUCCGGUGACGCUCGACAACAACUGUUAAAUCAGAAACGAUAUUCGGUCACCGACCUAAUGGACAAACUACUGGAAGACAUAUACAGAGUGGGUGGUGGUGGCAGUGUGGCCUCUGAAUCUUCAACAGAUCAGAUGAAUUGGAGUGAUAGCGGCGGUAGGCCAACGAUCUCCUCAAGCAACGGAUGGUCUAAAAGACUGACGAGAAAAAGCGUAGAAGAGCUGUCUACUACGGUCGACCUGCUCAGGGACCAAUUGAAUGUGUGCUGCGAAGCACUGGUGAAGGCGCUGAAAAGGAGGGACAUUCUGAUAGCGCGCCGGGACGCCAAGUGCAACAUGAUCACUGCGCUUUUGCACGCGUACUCCAUGAAACGAAACCGUCCGGUGUUUGAACCGUCAUCGCCGUCAUCUCGUCCGGGCGACAGCAAGUCGAGACGAACGAAAUAUUCCUUAUCAAAACACAUUUGGAAGACGGGCGAUGUGAUGAAUGGUUUGCUCAACACGUUGAAGAACAUUGCCAGUCUCAGUGAAGACACAAAAAUGAGAUUUAACAUGAAACCUGGGCCCGGUGAUAGCGACUUUGAACAGUGGCAGAGCGCUAUGAAAAUGGUUGCGAGACUUCCAGACGGCGUUCCGCAUGAAUUCAGAAACACGUUAUGGUUGACCCUGGCGGAAAAAUACUUGUCGUCCAGGAACGUAGAGUGGCCCAAGGUGGAACGGUUUUGCUUCAACGACACGACCAACCCAGACGACGAAGAGCUAGGCGUACAGAUCGUCAAGGACUUGCACCGGACUGGUUGCAGCCUAUUCUGUGGUUCAUCCGGACUGGAAAACCAAGCGCUGCUGAAACGGGUGCUCUUGGGGUUCGCUCGAUGGAACAAGGCAGUAGGCUACUGUCAGGGAUUCAACAUGUUGGCGGCGCUCAUAUUACAAGUGAUGGAAAAAAACGAAUCCGACGCCCUAAAGGUAAUGAUAUACUUGAUCGAAGGUGUACUUCCCGAAGGUUACUUUGCUAACAAUCUCAGAGGACUAUCCGUGGAUAUGGCUGUAUUUAGAGACUUACUGAGAGUCAGACUGCAAAACCUAUCGAGGCAUUUAGACCGAUUACAGACUGAAUCGAAGGACUCCGGAACUAGCUACGAACCACCCCUGACAAACGUAUUCACAAUGCAGUGGUUUCUCACGCUGUUUUGCAAUUGUCUUCCCCAGUGUACAGUGCUUCGAGUCUGGGAUUUAAUAUUCCUUGAAGGAAGCACAGUGCUUUUGAAAACCGCCCUAGCUAUCUGGGACGCUUUGUCCGAUCGGAUAAUGACGGUGACAAGUGCAGACGAAUUUUAUAGUAUUAUGGCUGUCCUCACCAGAGAAAUGCUUGAGUUCGGUUUAAUGGACGCCAACAAUUUAAUCAAUACAAUUAGUACAAUGAACGAGCUAGUCGAAGUCAAAGAACUUCGGGAAAGAUACAUGUACAAUAUAAAUCCAUGGGUCAGUCAUGUUGCAAAACGAGGACUGCGAUUGUUCUACACAGAGUCCGACAUCGAGGAGACCGAUAGCGAUGACGACGUCGAUGGUAAAUCGUCGGCGAUCACUGCGAACAACGACCGAAAGGACGACUUCAGAACGAAACACAACAAAUCCGGCAAAAACAAUAGGCAGCCGACUCCCAGUUUGGAUUCCGAAAGGGAAAAGGUGGCGUUAGAUAUAUCGUCACUGAAGAAGCAAUACAGCAAACUCAAAGAAAGACAGAAACAGGUCCAAGUCAUUUUAACAGCUGCGUGUAAUGGACAAAACUUUAUUGGGACCUCCAAUUCUUCGGCGAUGAAUCAUUUAUUAUUCGGUAAAACGGCUCUGAGAUGCACAUCGAUCGGGCCAAUACCCGGAUCCAUACCAUUAAAAUACAUACAAGAUGUCAAAAAACCGGAACCCAAAACAGAACCACGAGUCCGAGAGAAACGGACCGUAUCAUCAUCGUCAUCUUCGUCAACGUCCACCGAACUCUGCGACGAUCCCGCGUCAGACUGCUGCAGCGAACGGUCGAUCGAUGACGAUGGUUGCAACGGCCACGGUGAAGACGGAGAUGGAAACGCUGACUUGGUCGUCGACGUUGUUUUAGAAUGUCGUAUACCUGAUGUUAAAACCAGCGACGAUGAUGUCAGUGAUGUAAGUCUAGCCGAAAUGUUGAGAGCCAAUUCGGAAGUAUUGAAAAGAAUGUGCAGAGGGAAAGUGGCGACAGAAGAUCCAGAAUCGGACUUAGAAGAACGGCUACCGGACUUGAUAAACAACAUCAGCAUGAUUGGUGAAUCUUUAACCACCGUAGAGACUUCAACCGCGAACGAAUUUAUAACCACUGUCGAGAGUUCCGCCGCCGAUAAAUUCCGAAAUUUACUAACAGACGAAUCGCAAUCUGUAACUGAAACUUCCACCACUGAUGAUUUCCGAGACUUUUUUGCGGUCGAGUCGUUGUCUGCAGCGGAGUGCGUUGAUCGAGUGCUUCCACCACAGCAACCGGAAGAAAACAAAGAUAACUUCGAGGAUUCCACAACGUCGGCAUCGAAACCAUUUGCUCCGUUCCCUUCGAAAGUCAGGCAGCCCAAACGGCUCGGUAUCGAAUUGGGUCUAUACCCGGACGGCUCGAAUUGAUUUCUUCUUUUUUUUCUACGACUUAUUAGACAAUUUUAAAUUUAAAUAAAAACAAUCAUUGUUAAGUAUUUUUUUAUACAAAAUAAUUGUUAUUUAAAAAUAUUUUAAAUAUUACUAUUAUAUAUUAUUAUCAUCACCUCUUUCGAGUAGGUCGCAUUAUUUUUGUAAGCGGCAAUUGAUGAUCGAAUCAUUUUAAACUUCUUUGGAAAUUUUACCACACAUGUGAUAUUUUGUAAAAAAAAACCCAAAUCUGAACGUUUUUCUUCGUAUGUUUAUUAUAUAUUAUAUUAUAUAUACAAUAUACAUAUAUAUUUAUUGAUAUUUUAAUAUAACAUUAUACGAUUAAUUAUAAGAAUAUCAAUAUAUUUAAACAAACGAGUACUAGUAUGACAUAUUAUAAUAGGUAUAAAUAAUUAGCUUUAAAAUAUGUCGCCAAUCGCAGUCAUCUUUGACACUUUCCAGUGAUUGGCUUUCAUUAUUUUUGUGUUCUGGAGUAUUUUUAUCAUAAGCCUAAAAUAAUAUUAUAAAUUAAACAUAUUAUAUUCAAGUUAUAUUUAUUUUUUGUGAAUCAAUAAACAAUGAAUGAU
Molecule: messenger RNA, 3915 nt
Organism: Rhopalosiphum maidis (corn leaf aphid)
Lineage: Eukaryota; Metazoa; Arthropoda; Insecta; Hemiptera; Aphididae
Product: TBC1 domain family member 30
Exons: 13
Coding region: 395-3328 (977 amino acids)
Cellular component (GO): endoplasmic reticulum
Source: RefSeq, a predicted model, not a curated record